Messenger RNA from Solea solea (common sole), 6434 nucleotides. RefSeq names its product BR serine/threonine kinase 1a (gene brsk1a). Gene Ontology annotation, cellular component: cytoplasm. The coding region runs from base 1160 to 3763 and encodes 867 amino acids. Gene Ontology annotation, molecular function: ATP binding; tau-protein kinase activity; protein serine/threonine kinase activity. NCBI's taxonomy places the organism in Eukaryota, Metazoa, Chordata, Actinopteri, Pleuronectiformes, Soleidae. The transcript has 19 exons. Gene Ontology annotation, biological process: intracellular signal transduction; microtubule cytoskeleton organization; protein phosphorylation. The record is from RefSeq and is a predicted model, not a curated record.
GAGAGGGAGAGAGGGAGAGAGGGAGAGAGUGUCUAUUUACGACAAGAAAAAGCGAAGCUGGUAUAAACCAGGGGGAGGCCUUUCCUUCUUCACCCUGCGUGAACUGUAAAACGCAGGUGAGGACAGGGAUUGAGACGGAGCUACGGGGCUGUGCGGGGGCUGCUUUCACCUGAACACUCGGCGGUGAGGGAGGAGCGGAGGACACGCCAGAGGAGAGAGAGAGAGAGAGAGAGGGAAAGAGGGGGAGCAGAAGAUGCUGUGAUCCGCUGCUGAGCACUCGCAGGGAUGUAGAGUGGGGGAGACGGGGAGAGGCAGGGAAGGGGGAGGACCGCACCGCGUUGAACAUGGCAGUUUUGAGGGGAAUAUGCCUUUCGCCCCGACAUAAUGUGGCGGAUGAAUGUGAACGUUUGGCGACGCCCGGAAGCUUGAGGAGGUGCGGGUUUUGCUGACAGGCCGCUCGCUGCUCGGCUAAACCGGAGCUAGCCCCCCGCUGCUGUGGCUAACAUAGCAUGUUGUUGCACCUGUGAAAUAGGCCUGACACACACGCACACACACACACACACACACACAUAGAAUACAUUAGAGAUGUAAACUACAGUGCUAACAUCUGUGUGGCGUAUGUGACGUUUAGCUGCGAGACUCAAGCACCAAAUGACAUUAAUUUAGUCAGAAAGUGUUGAAAAACCUGCUCGUAUAUAACGUUAACUUUAUUCUCUUCGUUAUGUGUCAUAUAUAUGUAUAUAUCUAUGUACAUAGAUAUAUAUAGUUAACGUCAUACAUGUAACGAGGUGCAAGUUAUGCUAAUAAGCUAAUGUACAAAGGUAAAAGUCAUUAGUCAUGUGUAUCUUUAGGGUAGCGCUCAGUAUUUAAGACUUAAAUAAAUCAGCCAGGUCACUCAGUGUCAUCACUUUCUCCUCUGUACUCUACCCACUAGUAUGUCAGCUUCCUUUACUAACAGCAUUGUACGUGUAAACACAGAUAUUGAGAUGAAGAUUGCUCAUAUACCGUCCACACUUUUCAAAUCAUCUCUCCCUCUAACUUCAUAGCAGCACUGGAAAUGUUUUAAGUUGAGCACCAUCUUGUAUCUUGCACAAUAAGAAGCUGUGUAAUAGAGUAACUGCAAUAAAUCUAAUAAAUAUCAGCCUCCUGUCAGAGCAGCAUGAGUAAGGAACUGUCUCUCAGUCAGUCAGCUCAAUAUGUUGGGCCCUAUCGACUGGAAAAGACACUGGGGAAGGGACAGACAGGACUGGUCAAGCUGGGGGUCCACUGUAUCACAGGUCAGAAGGUCGCAAUCAAGAUAGUCAACAGAGAGAAGCUGUCCGAGUCAGUCUUGAUGAAGGUUGAGAGGGAGAUUGCCAUUCUGAAGCUGAUUGAACAUCCGCAUGUGUUGAAGCUGCAUGAUGUUUACGAGAAUAACAAAUAUCUGUACCUGGUGUUGGAGCAUGUGUCAGGAGGAGAGCUCUUUGACUACCUGGUGAAGAAGGGCAGACUGACCCCAAAAGAGGCCAGAAAGUUCUUCAGGCAGAUCAUCUCAGCUUUGGAUUUCUGCCACAGUCAUUCUAUCUGUCACAGAGACCUAAAGCCUGAGAACUUGCUCCUGGAUGAAAAGAAUAACAUCCGAAUCGCUGACUUUGGCAUGGCCUCCCUGCAGGUGGGAGACAGUCUGUUAGAGACCAGCUGUGGAUCUCCACAUUAUGCGUGUCCUGAAGUCAUACGGGGGGAGAAAUAUGAUGGGCGGAGAGCAGACGUGUGGAGCUGUGGGGUCAUCCUGUUUGCUCUGUUGGUGGGUGCCCUGCCUUUUGACCACGAUAAUUUACGCCAGCUCCUGGAGAAGGUGAAAAGCGGAGUGUUCCACAUGCCCCACUUCAUUCCCCCAGACUGCCAGUCUCUGCUCAAGGGCAUGAUUGAGGUCAACCCUGAGAAGAGGCUCACGCUAGAGGCCAUCCAGAAACAUGCCUGGUACCAGGGUGGCCGCAACGAGCCGUGUCCAGAGCAGCCUCCUCCCAGGCGAGUGUGCGUGAAGCGAAUCUCAUCCCUGACCGAACUGGACCCAGAUGUGCUGGACAGCAUGCACUCGCUGGGCUGUUUCAGAGACCGAGUCAAGCUCACCCGAGAUCUGCAGUGUGAAGAGGAAAACCAGGAGAAGAUGAUCUAUUAUUUGUUGCUGGACAGAAAAGAGCGCUACCCAAGCUAUGAGGAUGAGGACCUACCUCCGCGCAAUGACGUAGCAGACCCUCCGAGAAAGCGCGUUGACUCUCCGAUGCUGACGCGACACGGCCGCUGCCGUCCCGAGAGGAAAAGCCUGGAGGUGCUGAGUGUGACUGAACAGGGGUCUCCCACCCCGCCUCGCAGGACCCUGGAUACAGCUGCACACAGCCAAAGGUCUCGCUCAGUGAGUGGAGCUUCCACUGGUCUCUCCUCCAGCCCGCUCAGCAGCCCCCGGUCCUAUCAGAGCCCCAUCUUCACUUUCAGCCAAUCAGACGUCACCUGUGCCACCGCAACCCCCCUCACAAAGGAGGGGCCCAAACAGGGAAGCAUCACAACUCCUCGCUCAGCACGGGCUCAUGACAAGCCCAAAGCUCCCCCCAACCCAAAGACCCAGACCCUGCCCAUCAAGGGACCCAUCGAGCGGCCCCACCUGCAGCCCAUCAAAUCCCUCCCUCUGCACAACCCAUCCUCCCGCUCCCCCUCUCCCUCUCCGCUCCUGUCACCCAUCCCUCGUUUCUUCUUUCCUUCGUCCUCUGUCCUAAAGUCAGUGACUAAGAGCUUCUACCCAAACUCUGCCCACUCUGUGCCGCAGGUCACUCCCCAGGGCUCUCCGUUGCCCACACCCUUGGGCACCCCUGUCCACCACCCUCACCACCCCUCCUCCACCCCGCCCUCCUCUUCCUCGUCCUCGUCCUCCUCGCGGGCGGAGGGAGGGGGAGGGGUGGGUUCGUUGUCGCUGACCCCGCCCUCCAGUCCAGGAGGGGGAAGCGGCAUGGCAGCCAGCAGCUCUGCCCACUGGAGGACUCGCCUCAAUUCUUUCAAGAACAACCUGUUGGGCUCGCCCCGUUUCCAUCGCCGCAAGCUGCAGGUUCCUACAUCAGAAGACAUGUCCAGUCUAACGCCAGAAUCCAGCCCAGAAUUGGCCAAGAAAUCAUGGUUUGGAAACUUCAUUGGUUUAGAGAAAGAGGAGCAGAUCUUUGUGGUCAUCAGAGACAAACCUCUGAGCUCAGUUAAGGCCGACAUUGUGCACGCCUUCCUGUCUAUCCCGUCACUCAGCCACAGUGUCAUCUCCCAGACCAGCUUCCGGGCCGAGUACAAGUCCUCCGGCGGUCCCUCCGUCUUCCAGAAGCCUGUCAAGUUCCAGGUGGACAUUGCUUUCUCAGAGGGCGAGAGGGAGCGAGACAGGGAGAGAAGCGAGAGGGAGGGAAGGAGGGAGAGCGGACUCUACAGCGUGACAUUCUCCCUCAUAUCAGGCCCCAGUCGCAGGUUCAGACGAGUGGUGGAGACGAUUCAAGCUCAGCUUCUCAGCUCUCAUGAUCAACCCAUGGUGCCAGGCCUAUCUGAUCCCUUCCCAGAUGAGAAGAGUAGCCGGCCCCACGGCACCCCCACCCGCCAAAACUCGAGGCGCUCCGAGGGUGGGGGCGACAGGUGUGAGUGGGGCGACCGCGCCGAUGGUGCAGGCAUAGGAGGCAGCGGGGGAGUCCUGCAGCGCAGAGGCUCGGCCAAAGAGAGAACCCGACUGCUGUCCUCCAACGGAACCCAGUCCCAACCGUAGGAUGUAGAGUGAAACCACUCAGCGAGAUUGCUGGAACUACUGCAGACAGAAGACAGUAAAGAGUCAAUCUCAGUAUAUCCCCGGCUAUUAUUCCUUGACUAAGUUAAUGAAUGUGCUUGACCAUAGCAAGGAUUGAGCCUUCUCCACAUUGUGUUUCUUUACAACUCCUCAUUCUCUCCUCAGUCUUUUUGGAUCACCGGGAUUCCUUCCCUUAAAUGAGAACCAAGUUAGGGAAUCGCUCCUUGAAUGGAAACAAAAAAAAACUAUGUUUGGUAUCUGUCAUAGAUGUUCACAGAUCCAACCAGGACUUUUGAAGUGCUAAUGUGCAUGCUGGUUAGCAAAUCAGCCUGCUAAAGGAUGCUGACAUGAUCAGAUAGGCUAGUCUACCAUAGCAUUCUAACACAGUAUCUGACACCAAAAACAAGUAAUAGUCCUUUGAUGGUGUGCCCAUGUCACUGUCAAGCAACCGGUCCAUAGUCAAAGACAUAUAGAUAAGCCCUCAACGUUAGCAUUCUGCUAACGCUUUGAUUCUCUCAGGAGAAAACCCCACGUGUAGAGUCCCAGCACUGUCUUCUCCCGAGGUCAAGAGAAACCAACACAGUAAGCUAAGUUGAAUGUGAAAUAAAUAUUUUUUUAUUUUGUUCUCAUUUAUGUUUACAUCAUAUUUGUUUUCAGGAUGUCAGCAGCACAGAGAGAGAAAGAGAGAGAGAGGGAGACUGCAGUGUUCAAAGGGAAAGCAGGUGCUUUAUGGCAGGAAUAUUUAAUUAUUAAGAUUGUUUUAUAAUUUCUUUUUACUCGGAGAUCAUAUUAAAACAAUGCACCUGAGAUUUUGGCAUUGGACUCCUGUUGCUCUGAAGAAGAAGAAGUAUUUUUUGAUUUGAACAGAAAUAUGAACAUUAAUAUAUAAAAAGGAAAAACUAUGCGUGAAUAGUUCCAUGAACCUCAUCCCAGCUGUUUGAAUGAGAAAAUGGAUCAGGCCCUAUUUUCUCAUCCGGCUCUUCUCCUAUGGCCAUAGUAUUCACAUAAUGACUCAAAUCAACACACAGAGGAAAAGUCAUCAGUGGACAUUUUCACGAUGCCAGACUGUAAAAGCUUGCGAUGCUGAUUCCUUACUGAACUGGACGUCAGUGGAGACAGCGAGCAGAGAGUCUCCCAACCCCGCGCUCCUCACUCCAGCGUUCACCAACGAGCCAAGUAAAUCCAUCUCGACAGCCACGCUCCUCACCGAGAGUCGCACCAUUCGGGCAAAAACACAACACGGUAGCAACUGGGACGCUCGUAUUAUUCCAGCCGAUGUCCAUCACCAGUCUUCCAUGCGGCACAAUAUGCAACACGUGCAACGCGUUCUCAGAGAGAUACAUACUGCUACUGUUGUUUAUUUUCAUUCUGUGUGUGUCGUUUUUUAUAUAUUUAUAUAUAUUUGCGCACUAAUUUAUCCAUCUAUUUAUUUAUUUAUUUAUUAUUAUUGAUUGGGCAAUGUUGUUGUUUGUGUCGUGUUUGUUGACAGACUGGAUUUUAAUGCCAACGAAACUGUUGUUGUGUUUUGUUUGGAUGGUGGCCACGCUGCUUCUUUCUUUUACCUCUGUGAUAUCACUUCUGUCGUAUUUGCUUCAUGGUGAAUCACUCGUACACAUGGUUCUUGUUUAAUAUUUAUCCAUAGACAUGUUGCUGCGCUGUUCUGUGUCGCCAGAUACCACGUUGAGCGUUGUUAUGGACACGAUGGCUAUAGCCCGAGAUACAUUUGCUCUUCUGAGGGUGACGUCCACUCCCGGUUUCCGGCUUACGAGUUCAGAUGAAGAAGGAAUGCAGCAUUUCUCUCCCAUCUUUUCCGCAUUUAUACUCCCAGUGAGUAUAAAGUCGAAGCACUCACACCCUCUGUGUGCUGGGAAAGGACAUGUGUCCGUUAAAGUGAUGGAAGGCCAUAUCCUUCCCCUGUGCUGGCCUCCCUCUUUGGUUUGAGAGUCUUUCCUGAGCAUGGUAAUUGUUAGCUAGCUGGAUAAUUAAGUCAUUAAGAGGGAGGUCAGCAUGAUUAUAUGAAGAGAUAUGUAUUUCAUUUCUCAUCACCCACGUUUUUUUUAAGCAUUUCUUAACAUGGACAGAACCUCUCUUUGUUGACAUCUCUAAUCAUGCUUAUUAAUGGCUGGUAACUUGAACAUGUGUGUGUGUCACAGGUGGGCGACGGCUGACUUGGAGCGUUUGACUGACCCAAUAAUAUUAAAUGAACUUGACAUUGACCAAACCUUCUCUCUCACAUUGGCUUCAUCUCCUGCCUCUCUGCCUCAUGUAUCGGCCUCUUAAACCUGUCGUGUAGCCACCACCAUAAGAGAAACUGUAGUGAGUUGUUUGCCUCACUGUCCUCACACACACUUCUUUACGACUGCUCACCAUCACCUGCUUUUUUCCUCACCAACACCACGUCACCUUCACUGUCAUUGGCCCAACCCUGGCUAAGAUUGUAAACUAUUCUCCAUCCAUAAGGGUCAGUAGAAUAAGGUGUUUAAAAAAAAAAGAAGAAAGAAAUGUCUGUAUCAUAAUUUAAAUAUUAAAAAGUGCACUAUUAUAACUAUUGCCUGUGAUUAAAAAGAACAAUUAUGAUUGAAUUGAUGGUCAAAAUAAAGAGAGAUCCACCUUAUUGGUAUGGUUACAAUAAUAAAUCCUAAAGUCAUGUGUG